AUGGCUGUGAUCGACGCUGUGCCAUCUCUCGAAGAGCUGUCGCUGGUUGAUGUGUGCGGACAACAGUGCAUGCCCGGGAUCGAGACAAACCUGGCCGAACUUCUCUUGACAGCUGCAGAAGCAACUCCGGACCGCGUCUGCCUGGAAGUCGAGGGCGAAAGCUACACCUUCGCGCAGGUCGCUCGCAUGGCGAACUCGAUCCGCAAAGUCCUCCGCAAGGCCUUGGCUUCCUUGGACCUCCCGAGCGCGUCGCCCAGCGAGGUGCCGGAAGCCCACCAGCGCAGAUCGGACGAGCAUGUGGUGACCAUCGUGCUUGACCGAGGCGUGAAGAGCAUCGCAGCCGUCCACGCCGUGAUGCUGGAGGGGUGUGCGUACAACGCCUUCGACGUUGGAGAGCCCGUGGAGAAGCUUCGAAGCUGGGUGGAAGUCUCUCGCCCGCCAGUGAUGAUUUCCUCCGCCGACGUCUUGAAGCGACUCGCUCUCACGGACGUUGCAGCGACUUUGGGCGACUUCCCCCGCGUUGUCAUCGAUGCUGACUUGGCCUUGAAGAAGGCGGACAGCCGGGGCAUGCUCCCAGCUGCCAAGCAUGACCAAAACGAUUUGGAUAGGUUGGCUUACCUGAUCUUCACAAGUGGGUCCACGGGAAAGCCCAAGGCUGUAAUGAUCCGACACAAGUCGGCCUUGAACGUGGUGCGCAUCUGGGGGAGGUAUGUGGGUCUUGGCCCUCAUGAUCGGUUUGCUCAGGUUGCUUCCAUGUCCUGGGACGUGCACAUCAUCGAAGUCUACGGCACCAUGUCGGUGGGAGCCACGAGUGUCACUUGCCCGGAUAUGAUCAAGAAGUCGGGCCCGGACAUGCAAGUCUGGCUGAAGGACCGGAUGAUCACCGGGAUGAGCGUGGUGCCUUCGCACUUGCGCACCAUGGCUGGGGGCGGAGCCGACGUCUCAAGAAGUUCCGCAGGGCUUCCGCACUUGAGAAUCCUGGACGUCGGAGGAGAGGCGCUGGGCGCGGACGUCGUGUCCACUUGGGCCCCAGGCCGUCGCCUCUUCAACAGCUACGGGCCCUCGGAAAUCUCGGUGGUUUGUACGGGCGCUUACGUGAAGCCCGACGAGAUCAUCACCAUCGGCGCCGAGUUGCCCACCUACACGUGCCACAUCCUGGACCCCGAGACGCUGGAACGGAAAGCGGAUGGAGAGCGCGGCGUGCUCUUCGUGGGGGGCAUCGGUCUGGCCCGAGGCUAUCUCGAAGAGGAGGAGAAGACCAAGGCCAAGUUCGUGGAGUUGCCGGGCAUCGGCCGUGUCUACAACACCGGAGACCUGGCGCUCCGCGAUGAGUCUGGGCGGAUCCACUACCACGGCCGAGUGGACUGGCAGGUGAAGGUGCGCGGCAUUCGGAUCGAGCUGGAAGCCUUGGAGCAGGCGAUCGUGGAGUUGCCGGCGGUGAAGCACUGCGAGGCUCGUGUUCUGGACGGCCAGAGUUUGGUGCUGCUGGCUUCAGGAACUUCAGGGGAUGUUUCGGAGGCGGAGCUGAAAGCGACGGCCGCGUCGCUGGGCCGGGGCUACGUUCUGAGCCAGGUGAAGAUCGUAGAGAACGACGCCUGGAAGUUCAACGCCUCCGGAAAGCUCUUGCGGAAUGUGGUUCCCCUGGAUGAGGAGAUGAAUGCGGAGGUGAAGAAAGAUGGCUGGGAGGCCUUCGAUAAGACCGGGGUGUCAGAUCUCGAGCUCGAAAUCGCAGCCUGCUUGGCUCCACAGUUGAACGUUGCGGAGUGGAGCCGGGACUCACAUUUCAUGGAGGAUCUCGGCGUCGACUCCGGAGGUUUCGGACGACUGAUCUCUCAGAUGAGGUCCAAGCCGAGGCUGCAGAAGAUCGACCUGCAGAUGCUCUUUGACCGCCCCACGGUUCGAUCGUUGGCCGCAGCUCUUGCUGAGCAGUCAGCGGAAUCAGACUCUGAGGACGAAGUGAGCCUGGAACCGGACCUGCUGGAUUCCUUCCUUGAGGCUGUGAAGGAGCAGCCCCACGCCGUCUGCCUCGAGGGGAGCUAUGAGUCAUUGAGCUACUUGCAGCUGCGUCGUCAGAUGACAGCCUAUCAGCGACUCUUGCAUGAAGCCAAGCCGUCCAGGGGAAGCGUCGUGGCAAUAUGCCUGGAGUCCAUGACUAGGCUGGGUGCCAUGUUGGGGGUUCUCCGUGAAGGGUGCGUCUUCAGCCUUCUCGGACCGGAUUGUGCGGAGCAGAUCGAAGUGCUGAAGCCGGAUUUCGUCUUGGCCAGCUCCGAUGACAGCAGCUGGGGUCAGCUGGCCAAGCUUUGCGACGCUUCCUCCCAGAUGAGUCUGCUCGAUGCGAAAGCAGUGGGUUCCCUGCUGUCGCAGCCGCCCAAGGCCAGAAGGGCCAUGCAAGGUGACGACGUGUGCUGCGUUGCCCUGGAAGUGAGGGGAGGCGUGCAGUGCGCAAUCCCGGCAUCGCACCGCGCCGUGCUGCAAGCGCUCGCCGCUUGGCGCCCAGUCGUGGAAGGCGGGCGCGUCUCCAGCCUCACAGUGUCGGGCACUGCAGGCGACAUCCUCAGCACUUGGAGCAUCUUGGCCCGAGGAGCCACGCUGCUGGCCUAUGAUGCUGAACAGCUGCGGCAGAUGCGGGCUGAGCUUCUGAUCUGCGAGCAUGACAAAGUCCCACGUUGUGGUGCGAGCCAUGCGGGCCAGCGCAAGAUCCUGCAGCUGCCAGUGGACGGUGGGUUCACGGCAGUUCCGUCGUUUCCCAAGUACGCUCCCGCGGGAACUGCAGAAAGCCUCCGUUCACAAGCUCUUCGAUCUUCUUCCUUGCUCUCUUUGGCUUCAUCUUUAGCUCCCUACAUCCUUGGACAAAGCCAGGCAGAGGGAACGGAGAGCUUCGGCAAUCGCAGCUGGCCCGUGCUAUGUGCUGCGGUGCAAGGCCUGGCCAUUUUGGGACAGCCGGUCUUUGUGGCGUCUCGCCUGCUUCUUGCGGAAAGAGUUCUGCUGCCUUUGUCGUUCAUGCUGCCCGUCUGGCAGACCUUCCUCUUGCUGAUAGCUGUGCUGACGCUGGAGCAGUUCGUUCGGGUGUUCAUCUUGGUGGCUGUGAAGUGGUCUCUGAUCGGUCGCUACAAGGCAGGUGAUCAUGACAUCUACAGCUUGUUCUAUCUGCGUCAUUGGCUGGUAGAGCACAUGGCGAAGGGCACCAUUGUGGGCCAGAAUGCGCAUCAGGGAAGCAACAUCGCCUUCUUGUUUCUGCGCAACCUGGCUUUGAGGGCCCUCGGCGCAGAUGUCCGACUGACCUCAGUGGUCACUGCUCGCGUGGUGGCGUAUGACCUCGUUUCAGUCGGCGACUUGGCGACCGUCCAUGGCCCUCGACACCUGACCGCCGUGAACUAUGGCAGCAGGCGCAUGGUCCUGAAACCCGUGAAGGUGGGUGCGGGCGCCUAUGUGGGCCCCAACUGCACUUUGGAGCCGGGAUGUGAGAUUGCAGCUGCGGGCUAUGUGGAGCCUUUGUCAGCCGUCCCUUCUGGCAUGCUGGUGGAUGGCCGUGUGUGUGGCGUUCCUGCUCAAGUUGUGGGGCCCAAAGAUCUCUGCAGGUUGCCUGACCCUGCAGAAGUCCGAAACUUUCGAACUCGCGCGGCCUUCUUUGCCACAGCCUACUGGAUGUUGCUCCUUCCCAAAGCGCUGAUGCCGCUCAUUGGCGUCUUGGCGUUCCAGCUGCUCAGCUCGUAUCCUUGGAAUCAUCAGGAAGUAGUCAGGGAAGAGUCCAUGUAUCCGGAGCAUGUGGACGUGCUGCCCACAGAGAUGAUGGAUCGGCUAAAAUGGAUUCCGCUCAUCGCGUUCGGGGCUUCCAUGUUGAACACGGUGCUCCAACUCGGCGGAACCGCCGUCCUCUGCCGGGUUCUGCCCAAAGUGAAGCCGCCCUUCACCUCUUCCUUGCUGAGCAUCAGGGCGCAGAUCGCCGCCUUGAAGAUGUCCAUGGUGCUGCAGGCGUCAGAGAUGCUAGCAGAUGCUUCCAUUGUCCCUGCCUUCAUCCGGAUGUGCGGUGCCACCUUCGGACACGGAUGCGCUAUGGGCUUGCAGGUGACCCUUCCGGAGACGCUGGUGGUGGGCAAAGGCUGCUUCUUCGCCACCGGCAACAUCUUGACCAGCGUGGAUGUCGACCAGGGGAAGUUCAACGUGCCUUGCAUCACCUACAUGAGCGAUCACACCUUCUUGGGAAACCACAACCACUUGCCCGAGGGCCUGCCGGAGGGCAGCUUCUGUGGAGUGGGCUACUUCGGCAACCCUGCCAUGAAGUUCCGUCGCCUAAGCAAUGCUGCAGGCAAAGUGAACCAGGGCCCCGAAGCGGCGAGCUGCCUGGCGCGUUUCUGGCACCAUUUCAGCACCAGCAUCUUGGAUGUCUUCCUGUACCGCGGCGUGCAGGGCGCUGUCACGGCUUCCGCCAUGCUGACGAGCCGCCUCCUGUGCCCCAUGAUCACCGCAGCUUGGGAAGUUCUUGCCCUGGUCCUCGUGUACGUGGCCUUCGCGUUGGUCUCCUGGUACCUUUUCUCCGUGGUGCUGGGCAACCUGCUCUUCAACGGAUCCACCCCUCACAGCAACGCCUACUACUCCACCACGGUGACGCGUUGGUUCACGGCACUCACCGCCCAGCAGCGGGUCUUCAAGCUGCCAUUCCAGACAGCCGGCACCCGCUGGCAAGCUCCUGUUCUGCGAUUGCUUGGAGCGCGUGUGGGCAAGCGGUUCUUCUGCAUGAACGAGAUGGUGCUGGUGGACGCUCCCUUCACGGACAUCGGCGAUGACGUCACAGUGGACUAUGAUGGACAGGUGAGAUGCCAUUCUUUCGAGGACUUCCGCCUGAAAUUCACCCACUACUCAGUGGGGCAUCGGGUGACUAUCAUGUCAGGUGCCAGUGUGGCAAUGUGCCAUGCCGGAGAGGGCGCGGUGUUGCGUCCAGGGAGUCUCAGCUGGAAGGGCAGCAACCUGGAGCCUGGUGUUGUCUACGAGGGUGCGCCUGCAUCCGCCCUGGAUGACCUCGAGACGGGGCCUGCUCAUCCCGCUCCCACGCUCUUGCAGGGCAAAGCGAGGAGCAACGCAAAAGGAGAGGAACCCAACUUCCUGCAGAUCCCUGCCUUUUGGAUAUCUUUGCUAGGUGGCAUGUGGAUGGGCACCACUAUCUUCCAACCAGUGCAGCCAGGGUCGGUGGUUUUGAGGCCUCGUUUGGAGUCAAAGGCCUUUGUGCAUCUCGGCUCCAGCAUUUUGCAUUCCCCGCCCCACGCACCUCUCAACACCUCGAUCUACAGCUUCGCUUGUAAAGUCGCAAUGGCUGUGAUCGACGCUGUGCCAUCUCUCGAAGAGCUGUCGCUGGUUGAUGUGUGCGGACAACAGUGCAUGCCCGGGAUCGAGACAAACCUGGCCGAACUUCUCUUGACAGCUGCAGAAGCAACUCCGGACCGUGUCUGCCUGGAAGUCGAGGGCGAAAGCUACACCUUCGCGCAGGUCGCUCGCAUGGCGAACUCGAUCCGCAAAGUCCUCCGCAAGGCUUUGGCUUCCUUGGACCUCCCGAGCGCGUCGCCCAGCGAGGUGCCGGAAGCCCACCAGCGCAGAUCGGACGAGCAUGUGGUGACCAUCGUGCUUGAACGAGGCGUGAAGAGCAUCGCAGCCGUGCACGCUGUGAUGCUGGAGGGGUGUGCGUACAACGCCUUCGACAUUGGAGAGCCCGUGGAGAAGCUUCGAAGCUGGGUGGAAGUUUCUCGCCCGCCAGUGAUGAUUUCCUCCGCCGCCGUCUUGAAGCGACUCGCUCUCACGGACGUUGCAGCGACUUUGGGCGACUUCCCCCGCGUUGUCAUCGAUGCUGACUUGGCCUUGAAGAAGGCGGACAGCCGGGGAAUGCUCCCAGCUGCCAAGCAUGACCAAAACGAUUUGGAUAGGUUGGCUUACCUGAUCUUCACAAGUGGGUCCACGGGAAAGCCCAAGGCUGUAAUGAUCCGACACAAGUCGGCCUUGAACGUGGUGCGCAUCUGGGGGAGGUAUGUGGGUCUUGGCCCUCAUGAUCGGUUUGCUCAGGUUGCUUCCAUGUCCUGGGAUGUGCACAUCAUCGAAGUCUACGGCACCAUGUCGGUGGGAGCCACGAGUGUCACUUGCCCGGAUAUGAUCAAGAAGUCGGGCCCGGACAUGCAAGUCUGGCUGAAGGACCGGAUGAUCACCGGCAUGAGCGUGGUGCCUUCGCACUUGCGCACCAUGGCUGGGGGCGGAGCCGACGUCUCAAGAAGUUCCGCAGGGCUUCCGCACUUGAGAAUCCUGGACGUCGGAGGAGAGGCGCUGGGCGCGGACGUCGUGUCCACUUGGGCCCCAGGCCGUCGCCUCUUCAACAGCUACGGGCCCUCGGAGAUCUCGGUGGUUUGUACGGGCGCUUACGUGAAGCCCGACGAGAUCAUCACCAUCGGCGCCGAGUUGCCCACCUACACGUGCCACAUCCUGGACCCCGAGACGCUGGAACGGAAAGCAGAUGGAGAGCGCGGCGUGCUCUUCGUGGGGGGCAUCGGUCUGGCCCGAGGCUAUCUCGAAGAGGAGGAGAAGACCAAGGCCAAGUUCGUGGAGUUGCCGGGCAUCGGCCGUGUCUACAACACCGGAGACCUGGCGCUCCGCGAUGAGUCUGGGCGAAUCCACUACCACGGCCGAGUGGAUUGGCAGGUGAAGGUGCGCGGCAUUCGGAUCGAGCUGGAAGCCUUGGAGCAGGCGAUCGUGGAGUUGCCGGCGGUGAAGCACUGCGAGGCUCGUGUUCUGGACGGCCAGAGUUUGGUGCUGCUGGCUUCAGGAACUUCAGGGGAUGUUUCGGAGGCGGAGCUGAAAGCGACGGCCGCGUCGCUGGGCCGGGGCUACGUUCUGAGCCAGGUGAAGAUCGUAGAGAACGACGCCUGGAAGUUCAACGCCUCCGGAAAGCUCUUGCGGAAUGUGGUUCCCCUGGAUGAGGAGAUGAAUGCGGAGGUGAAGAAAGAUGGCUGGGAGGCCUUCGAUAAGACCGGGGUGUCAGAUCUCGAGCUCGAAAUCGCAGCCUGCUUGGCUCCACAGUUGAACGUUGCGGAGUGGAGCCGGGACUCGCAUUUCAUGGAGGAUCUCGGCGUCGACUCCGGAGGUUUCGGACGACUGAUCUCUCAGAUGAGGUCCAAGCCGAGGCUGCAGAAGAUCGACCUGCAGAUGCUCUUUGACCGCCCCACGGUUCGAUCGUUGGCGGCUGCUCUUGCUGAGCAGUCGGCAGAAUCAGACUCUGAGGACGAAGUGAGCCUGGAACCGGACCUGCUGGAUUCCUUCCUUGAGGCUGUGAAGGAGCACCCCCACGCCGUCUGCCUCGAGGGGAGCUAUGAGUCAUUGAGCUACUUGCAGCUGCGUCGUCAGAUGAUGGCCUAUCAACGGCUCUUGCAUGAAGCCAAGCCGUCCAGGGGAAGCGUCGUGGCAAUAUGCCUGGAGUCCAUGACUAGGCUGGGUGCCAUGUUGGGGGUUCUCCGUGAAGGGUGCGUCUUCAGCCUUCUCGGACCGGAUUGUGCGGAGCAGAUCGAAGUGCUGAAGCCGGAUUUCGUCUUGGCCAGCUCCGAUGACAGCAGCUGGGGUCAGCUGGCCAAGCUUUGCGACGCUUCCUCCCAGAUGAGUCUGCUCGAUGCGAAAGCAGUGGGUUCCCUGCUGUCGCAGCCGCCCAAGGCCAGAAGGGCCAUGCAAGGUGACGACGUGUGCUGCGUUGCCCUGGAAGUGAGGGGAGGCGUGCAGUGCGCAAUCCCGGCAUCGCACCGCGCCGUGCUGCAAGCGCUCGCCGCUUGGCGCCCAGUCGUGGAAGGCGGGCGCGUCUCCAGCCUCACAGUGUCGGGCUCGGCAGGCGACAUCCUCAGCACUUGGAGCAUCUUGGCCCGAGGAGCCACGCUUCUGGCCUGUGAUGCUGAACAGCUGCGGCAGAUGCGGGCUGAGCUUCUGAUCUGCGAGCAUGACAAAGUUCCACGUUGUGGUGCGAGCCAUGCGAGCCAGCGCAAGAUCCUGCAGCUGCCAGUGGACGGUGGGUUCACGGCAGUUCCGGCAUUUCCCAAGUAUGCUCCCGCGGGAACUGCGGAAAGCCUCCGUUCACAAGCUCUUCGAUCUUCUUCCUUGCUCUCUUUGGCUUCAUCUUUAGCUCCCUACAUCCUUGGACAAAGCCAGGCAGAGGGAACGGAGAGCUUCGGCAAUCGCAGCUGGCCCGUGCUGUGUGCUGCGGUGCAAGGCCUGGCCAUUUUGGGACAGCCGGUCUUUGUGGCGUCUCGCCUGCUUCUUGCGGAAAGAGUUCUGCUGCCUUUGUCGUUCAUGCUGCCCGUCUGGCAGACCUUCCUCUUGCUGAUAGCUGUGCUGACGCUGGAGCAGUUCGUUCGGGUGUUCAUCUUGGUGGCUGUGAAGUGGUCUCUGAUCGGUCGCUACAAGGCAGGUGAUCAUGACAUCUACAGCUUGUUCUAUCUGCGUCAUUGGCUGGUAGAGCACAUGGCGAAGGGCACCAUUGUGGGCCAGAAUGCGCAUCAGGGAAGCAACAUCGCCUUCUUGUUUCUGCGCAACCUGGCUUUGAGGGCCCUCGGCGCAGAUGUCCGAUUGACCUCAGUGGUCACUGCUCGCGUGGUGGCGUAUGACCUCGUUUCAGUCGGCGACUUGGCGACCGUCCAUGGCCCUCGACACCUGACCGCCGUGAACUAUGGCAGCAGGCGCAUGGUCCUGAAACCCGUGAAGGUGGGUGCGGGCGCCUAUGUGGGCCCCAACUGCACUUUGGAGCCGGGAUGUGAGAUUGCAGCUGCGGGCUAUGUGGAGCCUUUGUCAGCCGUCCCUUCUGGCAUGCUGGUGGAUGGCCGUGUGUGUGGCGUUCCUGCUCAAGUUGUGGGGCCCAAAGAUCUCAGCAGGUUGCCUGACCCUGCAGAAGUCCGAAGCUUUCGAACUCGCGCGGCCUUCUUUGCCACAGCCUACUGGAUGUUGCUCCUUCCCAAAGCGCUGAUGCCGCUCAUUGGCGUCUUGGCGUUCCAGCUGCUCAGCUCGUAUCCUUGGAAUCAUCAGGAAGUAGUCAGGGAAGAGUCCAUGUAUCCGGAGCAUGUGGAUGUGCUGCCCACAGAGAUGAUGGAUCGGCUAAAAUGGAUUCCGCUCAUCGCGUUCGGGGCUUCCAUGUUGAACACGGUGCUCCAACUCGGCGGAACCGCCGUCCUCUGCCGGGUUCUGCCCAAAGUGAAGCCGCCCUUCACCUCUUCCUUGCUGAGCAUCAGGGCGCAGAUCGCCGCCUUGAAGAUGUCCAUGGUGCUGCAGGCGUCAGAGAUGCUAGCAGAUGCUUCCAUUGUCCCUGCCUUCAUCCGGAUGUGCGGUGCCACCUUCGGACACGGAUGCGCUAUGGGCUUGCAGGUGACCCUUCCGGAGACGCUGGUGGUGGGCAAAGGCUGCUUCUUCGCCACCGGCAACAUCUUGACCAGCGUGGAUGUCGACCAGGGGAAGUUCAACGUGCCUUGCAUCACCUACAUGAGCGAUCACACCUUCUUGGGAAACCACAACCACCUGCCCGAGGGCCUGCCGGAGGGCAGCUUCUGUGGAGUGGGCACCUGGCUGCCGAAGAGGCCGACUGAACCCAACAUGAGCUACUUCGGCAACCCUGCCAUGAAGUUCCGUCGGCUAAGCAACGCUGCAGGCAAAGUGAACCAGGGCCCCGAAGCGGCGAGCUGCCUGGCGCGUUUCUGGCACCAUUUCAGCACCAGCAUCUUGGAUGUCUUCCUGUACCGCGGCGUGCAGGGCGCUGUCACGGCUUCCGCCAUGCUGACGAGCCGCCUCCUGUGCCCCAUGAUCACCGCAGCUUGGGAAGUUCUUGCCCUGGUCCUCGUGUACGUGGCCUUCGCGUUGGUCUCCUGGUACCUUUUCUCCGUGGUGCUGGGCAACCUGCUCUUCAACGGAUCCACCCCCCACAGCAACGCCUACUACUCCACCACGGUGACGCGUUGGUUCACGGCACUCACCGCCCAGCAGCGGGUCUUCAAGCUGCCAUUCCAGACAGCCGGCACCCGCUGGCAAGCUCCUGUUCUGCGAUUGCUUGGAGCGCGUGUGGGCAAGCGGUUCUUCUGCAUGAACGAGAUGGUGCUGGUGGACGCUCCCUUCACGGACAUCGGCGAUGACGUCACAGUGGACUAUGAUGGACAGGUGAGAUGCCAUUCUUUCGAGGACUUCCGCCUGAAAUUCACCCACUACUCGGUGGGGCAUCGGGUGACCAUCAUGUCAGGUGCCAGUGUGGCAAUGUGCCAUGCCGGAGAGGGCGCGGUGUUGCGUCCAGGGAGUCUCAGCUGGAAGGGCAGCAACCUGGAGCCUGGUGUUGUCUACGAGGGUGCGCCUGCAUCCGCCCUGGAUGACCUCGAGACGGGGCCUGCUCAUCCCGCUCCCACGCUCUUGCAGGGCAAAGCGAGGCUGCCGAUGGCGAAGUGA
Molecule: messenger RNA, 10431 nt
Organism: Symbiodinium natans
Lineage: Eukaryota; Dinophyceae; Suessiales; Symbiodiniaceae
Source: the annotation of a GenBank genome assembly